AUGGGACCUGAAGACGUGGACAUCUCUUGGGCGGAGAAAGAAAAAUGUCCGGCGUGUUUUGGAGACACCUGUGAGCUUCUACAUCGGGGUAACUUCGCGACAGUGCGCCCGGAGUCAGGUAGGAGUUGGAGGAAAGGAAUAGUUUCCACAGGGAAGAUCGGCGAUGUUCAGGUGAUCGCUAAAACCAUGAGCAAGCCGGAGGCGUGGCGGAGAUAUGAAAAGUUUAUUUGCAGAUCGUCGCCACGUCCGAAGGAAUGUAACCCUUCAUCUUUCAUACUGGAGACAAUGUUGGUGACCAACGUUGCUCUGAAGCUCCCCUUUUUGCGAGGAGCCUUUAGAAUUGCGCACCCGGACUCUAAGCCAGCCUUGCCGGUUUGUUUGUCUGCUGGGUUUCUGAAAGAAGUGAAAAAGUUGUUUGUCGGAAAAGAAAGUACAGAAAUGACCAACGGGGAUGUCAUCAGGCGUGCGUUCCUCUCUACUUCUCUUCUCAUCAGCGAAGAGGCGGUCUUGCUCCGCUAUUUUACGACUCAGCUGCAGUCUCCGACGCCUUGGCCCUUUCCAAAGUUCUAUGGGGCUUGCGGGAGAGUAAUUGUGGUGGAACACGCAGGGAGGACGCUAGACGCUUUCAUAGACUUCCCCUGGAAAGUUCGAGCCGACAUCGCAGUACAGUUGUUGCAGCUAGUGGAUACGCUUCGCCAAACGGACCCGGACUGGAUUCUGUUUUCCCUGGAUGUGACGUUCCAAAACUUCGCAGUCGACAGCCGAGGUCGGGUUCGGCUGAUCGACUUCGAUGACGUGCUAGUGAUUGACAGGCGAACAGUUGUCAAUCAUCAAGAACAAAAGAAGGUCUGCAACGAGCCAUGCUACCUGGACUUCCAGAAGAAACUAUACUACAGUGACCAGUACCACUGUGAGGACAUUCUCAAGUACACGCCAAUGAUGUAUGCAAACAGUAAAACAUCCAAAUGA
Branchiostoma floridae (Florida lancelet) is the source of this 969-nucleotide messenger RNA. RefSeq names its product divergent protein kinase domain 2A-like. The record is from RefSeq and is a predicted model, not a curated record. The coding region runs from base 1 to 969 and encodes 322 amino acids. NCBI's taxonomy places the organism in Eukaryota, Metazoa, Chordata, Leptocardii, Amphioxiformes, Branchiostomatidae. The transcript is spliced from 2 exons.